GUAGUGAUGGUCAGAGGCGGAGUUGCAGAGCGCCUGCGUGUGCACUUCGCCGUCGCAUGUGCGUUCUAGAAACAACACAAUUAUUGACGCGAAUAUGCAUAUGCAAUUUGCACUCUCUCUCUAUGUGUGCACCCUGCCUGCGGUCAACGCUGCUAAACACGCCGCUAUCCUGACACCAGACUUGCCACACACUUUUCUGGCUACCCACCGCUUCACACCAUUUUCAUCUCCUUUUCGCGCCAUAGCACUCCGUCGCGGAUUGCGGAGGCCUAUUAAAGCACGAGACCUCAGCCUUGUUGUGAGAUCGAUGUUAUCCUCACGCACACCCAUCCACUCCCCGCUUGCCGUUUCAUCUCACGCCGCCGGUCCCCUCUCACCACAGCCCAGCUCGCAAGAUCGCGUCAGGCGAAGUCGACAUGAGUCGGAUGCCCUACGUGCUCAGCCCUGCAACUGCACGCCUCGCUGGUCGGACACCUCGCCCGAAUCCGAUUCUCCUCGCGUCGACGCCGCGGAACAGGGUGUCGUCGCCGAUGCGACCUGCGCGCGCUGUUUCGUUUGAAGCUCUCCGUGGGCAUUCUCAGUGCAACACAGUCCUCCCGACACGCCGCCGCUGGCUCACAUUGUGGAUCGACGACGGCCUGUCUGACUUUGCUAUGUAGCCGAUCACACGACGAUAUUUGCCUACGCUCUUCAAAUUUGCAUCUCGAGACAGCGCGACUUUGGAUACCACCGCUAGAUACACGAUGUUGUACCCGAUAGGACUUACACGACGCUGUCAGAGGGCUCGUCAUCGUUCCAUG
Rhodofomes roseus is the source of this 800-nucleotide messenger RNA. RefSeq lists its product as uncharacterized. The transcript has a single exon. NCBI's taxonomy places the organism in Eukaryota, Fungi, Basidiomycota, Agaricomycetes, Polyporales, Fomitopsidaceae. Bases 95 to 559 code for a protein of 154 amino acids. The record is from RefSeq and is a predicted model, not a curated record.